AUGUCUCGCAAUGGCCGACCAGAGCCAGAGGUCAUCAUGAAUUACGCAGACGGCUUCGCAUACUCCAAAGGGAAGAUGGAGGAAGCCUUCCGGCCAGGUGGUAUCUUGGAAAAGCCUCCCACAAAACCAGCUAAGGAUCCGAACGCGCCUCAAAUUAAAAGAGAGGAUAUCGAUCUUAUCGUUCACGAAUUAGGGAUCACCCGUGCCCAAGCGGAGAAGGCUCUCGCAGAAAACGGCGGGGACGUAUCCAAGGCCCUGCUGUAUCUAAUUACGCCCAAUAGCAACGCAAGUGCUUGA
Messenger RNA from Pleurotus ostreatus (oyster mushroom), 297 nucleotides. RefSeq lists its product as uncharacterized. Gene Ontology annotation, molecular function: protein binding. Bases 1 to 297 code for a protein of 98 amino acids. The record is from RefSeq and is a predicted model, not a curated record. The transcript is spliced from 3 exons. Lineage: Eukaryota; Fungi; Basidiomycota; Agaricomycetes; Agaricales; Pleurotaceae.